Molecule: messenger RNA, 1736 nt
Organism: Epinephelus lanceolatus (giant grouper)
Lineage: Eukaryota; Metazoa; Chordata; Actinopteri; Perciformes; Serranidae
Source: RefSeq, a predicted model, not a curated record
CUGUGUAAGGCUUGGUCGUCACAGUUCUAAGUGCAGACCUGCUGCUUGCUCUGAGACCAAAUCUGGACAGACUGUGAAUCAACACCUUUCAACUCUUCACCAGAGAGAUGAUCCAGUUGAGACUGGUGACACUGGCUGCACUGCUCUGUUCUCUUCCCAGUGCUGAUGGAGGGAAAGUCCUGGUUGUCCCUGCGGAUGGGAGCCACUGGGUCAACAUGAAGGUCCUCAUCCAGGAGCUGCACUCUAGAGGUCACGAGAUCACAGUGAUCCGGCCCAGAAACAGCUGGUUCAUCAAAGCAGAGUCCCAUCUCUACCAGUCAAUCGACCUUGGUGAUGUUACUGAACAUGAUGCAAGCUUCUUUGAUCAUUUCAUGACAAGAAUGCUGCAAUACCGGCGGGACUUUCACAUUUCAACUACUGCAUUUUUCAAAGCUGGAGAGGAGACUAUGAAAAUGUUGUAUGAUGCUAACAAAGCUAUGGUUGAUCUAAUGGAAGAGAUAUUUGAGGAUGUUAAACUGAUGCAGUUCUUGCAGGAGGCCAAGUACGAUGUUGUUCUGACUGACCCCUGCUUCGGUGGAGGGGUUCUUCUGGCUCAUCGGUUGGGUGUGCCUUUGGUCUUUAAUGUACGAUGGACAAUCUUAGGAGAAGGACAUGGCACAAUUGCCCCCUCUCCCCUCUCAUAUGUUCCCAUACCAGGCGCUGAACUGACUGAUAAAAUGACUUUUUGGCAAAGGGUAAAAAAUGUUGGCUUAGCCUUGCUUGUACUUAAAAACCAGGCAACAAUGCAUGAGUCUCUCUACACACCAUUUGUCCACCGUCAUUUUGGUCCUGAUGUCCACUAUAAUGACCUCGUUCAGGCAGCAGAUAUUUGGUUGAUGAGAACUGACUUCACCUUUGAGUUCCCUCGUCCCACCAUGCCCAACGUUGUCUACAUGAGCGGCUUUCAGUGUAAACCCUCUAAGCUGCUUCCUCAGCAUCUGGAGGACUUUGUCCAGAGCUCUGCAGAGCAUGGAGUCAUUAUUAUGAGCUUGGGGACCUUGGUGGGGACUCUUCCUGAGGAUAUAGCAGAACAUGUGGCUGCUGCUUUUGCCCAGUUACCUCAGAGGGUCAUCUGGAAGCAUGCUGGGAAGAGACCGUCCACCCUGGGCAACAACACCCUACUGCUGGACUGGCUACCCCAAAAUGACCUCCUAGGACACCCGAAGACCAGAGUGUUUGUGGCCCACGGAGGCACCAAUGGUGUUCAAGAGGCCAUCUACCAUGGAGUUCCCAUCGUUGGCCUUCCUCUGAUGUUUGACCAGGAUGAUAACCUGUUCAGGAUGAGAGCGAGGGGUGUUGCCAAAGUGAUGGACAUUGGCACGCUGAACAAAGACAACUUCCUGGAGGCGGUGAAGGCGGUGCUUUAUGAGCCGUCCUACAGGGAGAAGAUGCAGGAGCUCUCCAGGCUGCACAGAGACCAGCCCAUGAAGCCUCUGGACCGAGCCAUGUUCUGGAUCCAGUUUGUCAUGAGACACAAGGGAGCUGCUCACUUAAAGACCAACUCUUACAAGAUGUCCUGGAUUCAGUACCACUCCAUUGAUGUGAUCGCACUGUUGCUAGUGUCGAGUGUGGUGCUGUUACUGAUUUGUAUUUUGACAGUGAAAUGUUUGUGUUGUAAAGUGUUUGGUUGGAUGAAAGAAAAACGGGACUAAUACAGAUACUUAAGUUGUCUGUAGGUGCUUCUGUUGUAUUUUUUA